AUGUCCGAGUACCACCAGAUUACGGAUACUAUGACUGUGAAGAUUAUAGUGAUUAUGCAGGAAGCUUGGAGUUACCAUGAGGGCAAAACCAGAGACGGCGGCCCACGAGUUGGCGAGGUUGGAGCCGGCGAGCUCGAGGUCUCCGAGGUGGCCGGCGAACAUGACCGAGACGAGCGGGAUGAAGUAGUACGAAACGUUGGUCAGUAUCAUCGGCAGCGCGAACAGCACCUGCCCCUUGGCCUCCUCCACGUCGAUGGCCCUGCCCCACCACCGCGCCUCGGCCGCCGCCGCUUGAGGCAGCGGCUUCCGUGA
Molecule: messenger RNA, 312 nt
Organism: Striga asiatica
Lineage: Eukaryota; Viridiplantae; Streptophyta; Magnoliopsida; Lamiales; Orobanchaceae
Source: the annotation of a GenBank genome assembly